GAGCACACCGCACGCGCGCCCGAAGCCCCCCCUUCCAUCUGCCACAAUUGCCAGUUUCCGCUCCACUCCGCUUCCGGUACCAGCCGGCGAUGGCCACGGCCGCAGCAGCCGCCACCGCGGCCUCUACGUCGCUCCGGCCGCCGUCUGCAUCCCAGCGACGCUUGGCGAGUGUGCCCCGUCGGUGGUGUUGGGGGAUCCCUGUGCGGUCCGCCGGGGGGAGCGCAUUCCAUGCGGAGCGGCGGAGGCGGAGCACCUUAUUAUGCGCAGCUGAUAAAGCUCCUGAAGAAUCCCUCAAGAAGACCAUUGAAGUGGAUAGGUUGAUUGAUAUGCUGAGGGAAGCAAAUCAUAGAGAGCUUGAUCAAAUUGUGGUUGAAAAUGUUCUGGCAUUCGACGCUGGUUUCUGGGUUCGGCUGGCAGCUAGAAUUGAUCUCUGCAAAUCGGAUGAUGAUAAAAAAGAUUAUGAAGAGCUGGCUGAAAAUGUAAUGAACAUUGUUGACCGGCUUGUUCACAAGACUGAUCAAAAGAUUGAACAGUCAACUGAUGUGCUGAAGGCAAUUCUUAGUCCUGUGAUGCAUGAAGGAGAUGUGAAGUGGCCACCAAGAGAUCCAGAGACAGUCAAAUUGAUGGAGAAAGAAAUAUCACGCCGAGAACAAGAAGGACAGCUCGAUGAGGGAUUUCUGUCGGAAGUUAGUGCUCAGUUGAGGCAAGCUAAACAAGAUGGAGAUAAGCCAGGCCUUCAAGCUAUGCUGCAAAAGGUGUUGCAGUUAUAUGCUUCCAAAUCUCUCCAGAAACGUAGUUACGCGUACAAAGGGGGCCAAGUUGUAGUUCCUGAAAAGUUUCUUGAAUCCAUAAUACAGGCGCCUGAGAAUGAAUGGAACAAGGUGUUGCUUGACGGACUUACAGUCGGAAAAGGAGAUGUUUCACCGGAUGAUUUUUAUGCCGUUAUUAACAAGAGAAUUGAGCGAGUCUUGAUUCGCACGGAAGGUGGUUCUUACCAGCAACGCAUACUUGUUGAGUAUCUAAAAGAGAUACAGGCUAGAGCAGAGGAAGUUGUCAAAGUGCUUCAAGGACCAACAAUUUAAAAUCUGCUGAUCCACUUUACACAUACAUGUUUUUUUGUCUGUUUGAUCAUAGUCUGAUGGGCCACGUGGCUUCAAGGGUGUUUGAUGUAGGAGCAGUUUCAGAUACGCCUGAUGCUCGGAACCUCGGACCAGAUCGCACAAGGGGAGCGCAGGAAAUGGAGAGGAGAUACAGAGCCAGAAGAAAUGCGCGAUUACAGCAAACUGCCCGUGCUCAUCUGAGUGAUGGCCCAUUUUCAGUAUGAAUUCAGCUUUCAUCUCGAAGGCCUGGGUGGUUUCUGUCGGGGCAAUGGGAUUUUGUGGGUCUUGUCUGACUUAAAAGCUUAAUAUACUACACAGGUGGGGAAGUGGAAAUCUUGAUAUCGAAGUUUCAGUGGAAUUGGUGUCCAUCUCAUUUUGAGCUACCUGAAUGCGAAUGCUUUAAUCUGU
This is a messenger RNA of Setaria italica (foxtail millet), 1508 nucleotides long. RefSeq lists its product as uncharacterized. The transcript has 12 exons. Bases 90 to 1082 code for a protein of 330 amino acids. The record is from RefSeq and is a predicted model, not a curated record. Lineage: Eukaryota; Viridiplantae; Streptophyta; Magnoliopsida; Poales; Poaceae.